This is a messenger RNA of Vicia villosa (hairy vetch), 1509 nucleotides long. RefSeq names its product G-type lectin S-receptor-like serine/threonine-protein kinase At1g11300. Gene Ontology annotation, biological process: protein phosphorylation. The record is from RefSeq and is a predicted model, not a curated record. The transcript has 3 exons. Gene Ontology annotation, molecular function: ATP binding; protein serine/threonine kinase activity. Bases 812 to 1336 code for a protein of 174 amino acids. NCBI's taxonomy places the organism in Eukaryota, Viridiplantae, Streptophyta, Magnoliopsida, Fabales, Fabaceae.
GCAUCUAAGUCAGUUGUCUCUAACGGUGCCACAGAGACAUCGUCCAAGUGACUCCAUAAUCCUUUCCCUUUGACAUACAUCCGAAACUGAAAUUCCCAAACAAGAUAAUUCUUUCCGGUAAAACGAACACAAAUAUGAUCUAUCUCUUCUUCGGAAGCCAUAAUAUCAGAGAUGACUUAAGAACAAUUUUGUUAACGUAACAAUUUUGUUAACGUAACAAUUUUGUUAACGUGAAACAAGAAACACCAACGGAACACUGAAGAAAAUACUUGCCGACACCAAAUCAACACCCCAAUUCAGGAUACUCGCCGACACCAAGUCAAAACCCUAAUUCAGAAUAAUUGCCGACACAGAGUCAAAACUCUAAUUCAGAAUAAUUGCCGACACAGAGUCAAAACCCUAAUUCAGAAUAUUUGCCGACACCGAUACGAUAACACGAGAUUAGAAUCGCAAUCUUGGAAGAGAUUACCGAGAACCGAGAUGAUUUCAAUUACCGAGAAACGAGAUCUACCGAGACGAUUUCAAGAGCGACCCAGUGGGGUGUCGCUGAAUAAAGCCAAGAUUAACCUAAACUCACAGGUUUGAUCGAAAACCUACUGAUACCAUGUCAAUAAUUCUUGGCUUGAUACUUUUCUCAUUAUUAUUUCUCGUAUAUAUAAAGGUUACAGGGCUAUAUCGGUAAUUACACUAAAUAAUUACAUUUAAACUAAUUCCUAUUCACAAUUCCAGGCUAAAAAUUAUACAUAGAGAUUUGAAGGCAAGUAAUAUCUUGCUAGAUAAUGAGCUUAAUCCAAAAAUAUCAGACUUUGGUAUGGCCAGAAUCUUUGGAGGGAAUGAAGAUCAAGAAAAUACUCGAAGAGUUGUUGGUACUUAUGGUUAUAUGUCUCCAGAAUAUGCAAUGCAAGGACUCUUUUCUGAUAAAUCAGAUGUCUUUAGCUUUGGAGUUUUGCUUCUUGAGAUUAUUAGUGGAAGACGAAAUUCAAGCUUUUAUAACUGCGAGAACUCUCUGACCCUUUUAGGAUUCGUGUGGAUACAAUGGACAGAAGACAAUAUUUUACCUGUGAUAGAUCCAGGAAUAUACGAUCAUAUACAUUAUAAAUCCGUUUCUAGGUCCAUACAUAUAGGACUCCUUUGUGUACAGGAAUUUUCCACAGACAGGCCUACUAUGGCUGUUGUGAUUUCUAUGCUUAAUAGUGAGAUUGUAGAUCUUCCUCCUCCGAAGAAACCUGCAUUCGUCCUGAGGCAGAAUAUGCUGAGCACGGUGUCGUGUGAAGAAUGCAAUGAUGGGUUGCACUCUAUCAACUUAGUCAGUAUUUCAGACAUCCAUGGCAGAUAGUUAACUAAGAGGUUUAUAUGUUCUUUUUCAAUUCUUUUUGCACAACCAAAUUGGCAAAAUGUAUCAAGGGAAGGCUCAAUCAAAAAAUGUAUAAAUUCUGAUUUUGGUUACCAUACACACAUUCUUCACAAAAUUCAAGUUUGCAAUUCUUCAUGCAUGCUGCCCAGAAGACC